This is a messenger RNA of Sceloporus undulatus (fence lizard), 1320 nucleotides long. Its product is annotated as C-type lectin domain family 4 member E-like. Bases 247 to 987 code for a protein of 246 amino acids. The record is from RefSeq and is a predicted model, not a curated record. Lineage: Eukaryota; Metazoa; Chordata; Lepidosauria; Squamata; Phrynosomatidae. The transcript is spliced from 6 exons.
CCAUUGCAAGCCUCUCCAAAUGAAGAUACUGUACAUCAGAAGAGCCAACCUUUCCUGGGCCUCAAGAUAUUUCAUCCUCUGCCAUUUGGCCUUCCUGAAUGAAUGGUGACAGCAGUGAGCUUUCUGGAGAGUUAGAAGUUCUUUGUUUCAGGGUUGCAUUUAUUAUCAGCAGCAGCACGCCAAAAACUCAGCAGACCCAAACUGCAGUUUAAAAAUCAGUUUUGGAAAGGCUCUUUCAGAAUUCAGAUGGCAACAGAAGUCACAUAUGCUGAAAUAAACUUCAUGAAAACGCCUCCACCUGUUGAUCCAAAAGCAUCUUCAAAGCCCAGAACGCCUCUGAAUGUAUUCCAGAGAAUCCCCUCCUGGUUUCCGUGGGUGAUGUCAGGAUUUUUGCUCCUACUGUCCAUUGCACUUCUUAUUGUCAUCCUUGUAUCACCCAAGGAAUGGCUGAAGAAGACCCCCCACAAGAACCUGCCCUCAAAUUCCACAGAAUGGCACUGCCUGCUGAAAAGCCAUGGAGGGUCAGAACAAGAGCUGUCAUGUUGUAAGGAAGGCUGGCAGCAAUUUCAAUCCAGAUGCUACAGUUUCUCUAAGGAUACAGCUACAUGGAAUAACAGCAGGAUGAAGUGUGUGGAUAUGGACUCCAACUUAGUGGUGAUAAAUUCAGAAACAGAACAGGAGUUUCUGAGGAACCAGACAGUGAAAAGGCUUCAGAUGAAACAGGAAAGACCUCAAACAGAAAAUUUUUGUAUUGGACUCAGUGAUCAAGAGGAGAAAGGUAGAUGGCAAUGGGUGGACCAGACUCCUAUUGACCCUGCAGCAACCCUGGCGCACAUCCCAACCAACCCCCUCUGCCAUCCACCCAUUGAAGCUAUUGAUGGGAGUUGGAUGCUGCUGCUGCCCAGCUUCCUCUUCUGGGUCUUGCUGUCAUGGCCAGCCAGGCCAAGGAUUUGGAGGACUCAGAUGAACCAGGUCCUAGCUAUGUGAGUCUUCAGCAGAGGCAGUAGAACCAGACUCUAGUUCUGUGACUCUAGUUCCAGCAGAGCCUGUGAUUCAGCAUCCCAGCCUCUCCCCAGCAGAGAUUCCAGGAGGAGCAGGAUGAAGUCGUACCUACCUUCAGCCAGAAAAAAACAGAAGGGGUAUGCCUCCGUCAAUCCAGGAGGUUAUAUGAGAAACAUCUAGCAAUCAUGAAACAGCUGUGAUUAAUAACUGGGCUAUAAACAGCUGCAAGACACCGAGCUUCUUUGUCAGACCUUAUAUGCAUUCCCUGGGGAAAGCAUCUUGCUCUGACUCCCUUGGAUUUUGUUGCCUGAAACUUUG